Messenger RNA from Perca flavescens (yellow perch), 342 nucleotides. It is a transcript of the gene msmb, whose product is annotated as microseminoprotein beta. The record is from RefSeq and is a predicted model, not a curated record. The coding region runs from base 1 to 342 and encodes 113 amino acids. The transcript is spliced from 4 exons. Lineage: Eukaryota; Metazoa; Chordata; Actinopteri; Perciformes; Percidae.
AUGACACACAAGGCUUCCCUCCAUGUAUUUCUUUGUCUGCUGGGACUGGUUGUCCUGUGUCACUCUGAAAGCUUCUUCCAAAAGUUAGAGCUCAAAGAUCCAAAAAACCCUCCAAAGGGGUGUGUGGAUAAGGAUGGAAAGCAGCACGAUUUUGGCUCUAAAUGGGACAGAGACUGCAUGGCGUGCUCUUGUACGAGCGAGGGCUUGAGCUGCAGUAGCAAGAUGCCUGAUGCAAACACAGUAGACGUUUCUGAGGACUGUGAGUUGGUUGUUGAUAAGGACGCCUGCUCUGCCAAGGUGGUGAUGAAGUCAGACAAGACAAAGGAGUGUAACCCUAUCUGA